Nymphaea colorata (pocket water lily) is the source of this 1665-nucleotide messenger RNA. Its product is annotated as lysM domain-containing GPI-anchored protein 1-like. The record is from RefSeq and is a predicted model, not a curated record. The transcript is spliced from 5 exons. Bases 241 to 1470 code for a protein of 409 amino acids. NCBI's taxonomy places the organism in Eukaryota, Viridiplantae, Streptophyta, Magnoliopsida, Nymphaeales, Nymphaeaceae.
GAGCGGUCAGAAAUUUUAAAACGAGAGAGUGCAAUAAAGAAGUCGCCUUUCUGGCUCCUUCCCUCCCUCGUUAGUUGCAAAAGAUAUGUGUCUCUGUCACUGUCCAGGACUCUAAAUCUUUAAUCUUUCUCUUUUCUUCUCGCCUCUGUUCUUUCUCGUCUUCAUUCAUGUCCGUUUCGAAACCUUCUCCCUUUUAGCUUUUCUGCUUCCCCCUAAAAGAGACGGAAAGAAGCUUCAACAAUGCCUCCUCCUCAUCCUUCUUCUUCGUUUUCGUUCUGGCCUCACACCAGCUUCUUCAUCCUGCUCGUCCUCUUUCCUCACUUUGCGUCUUCCAAAUUCGUCAUAGAGCCCUGUACCUCCUCUGAUUCCUGCAGCUCCCUGCUCUCUUAUCUCCUGCCUUCUGAUCUUAAGCUUUCCGAGAUCGCGUCGAGGUUCCAAAUCAAAGUUCCUGAGAUUCUAGGGGCGAAUUCUUAUGAUCCUUCCACUCCCCAGACACAGAUUGUUCCGAUCAACUCACUUCUGAAGAUCCCCAUUUCGUGUCCCUGCGUCAAUGGCAUUCGUCAGUCGGUUUCAACGACCUACACCGUCCAGCCCAUAGACAGUCUUGACUCCAUUGCAGCUGGUUUUGGUAGGCUGGUGAGUGCAGACCAAAUCAGGAAUCUGAAUGGGAUUGGUAGUGGGCAGCCGCUGGCGAUUGGUACCCAGUUGAAAAUCCCGCUUCCAUGUACUUGUUUCAAUAACAUUGAUAAUGGUGUCCCCUCUGUGUAUCUUUCCUAUGUUGCUCGCUCUGGGGACAGCUUGAGCAGCAUUGCGGACACGUAUGGGAGCACCGUAGCGGAUUUGAUCUCAGUUAAUCAGUUAGGGACUCAAGAUAUUCAACCCGGGGACAUUCUUGCAGUUCCAAUCCCCGCAUGUUCAUCAAUAAAUAUGAAUUUAUACUCCGACCAUCUCCUUGUUCCCAAAGAUAGCUAUAGUAUGACUGCUUUCAACUGCAUCAAAUGUAACUGCAAUUCAAGUGAUCUAAACAUGCAGUGUUCGUCAUUCCCCUUGUACACGUCGUGCCGUAAACUCCAGUGCAAAGGGAGUAAUCUUUUCAUAGGUGAUGUUUAUGAAAACCAAAGUAGCAAAGGUUGUAAUAUAACAAGCUGCCUGUAUCGUGGCUACCUUGGCCACACCAUUCUUAGCAGUUCGAGAUCUUACAUCCGUCCAAAAUGUUUAGGAAACCAGAGUCAGAACAUAGAUAGCAUGGCUCCAUCUCCUGCAGCAAAUGAGCCAAAACUUCCAUUCUCUGUACCAUCAUCAUCAAUUCCAGUAUCUGCUCCUGGUUCUCAUAUGGCCCCCCAAAUAGCAGCACCACCCCUAGUUUCUUCCUCGGAAACAUCAAGUGAACCACUCUCUCUAACCAUUGUUUUGACAUUGGCGAUGAUUUUGUACUCAAACUUUGCAGGUAUCUUCUUUAUUGAUGCCUAAAAGAAGAGUUGCUAGUUACUGUUCAAGUUACUGACCAAUUUAGAGCAAAACUUAUAGAAGCUUCUGUUGCAUUGACCGGGCCUUGGUGACUCCAAGGUUGUAACUUCAUCAAGGAUUUGAUUUCCAAACAAGAAAAGUCAAGGCUUUAAAUGUUUCACGGUGUUGUAUCAAUAGCAAGGAAUGAAGUUUAUUUCA